CUCUGCUGUAUCCCUCACUGCAGAGGUGUAACUCUGACAGGACCAGUUUCGCGUUCCAUCAGUCCCUGGACGGAAUUGCAGUGAAGAGAAGAGGCAGGUAAUUUCUGCCCUGGGCUCUGUUGGAAAAUUCCCUGGGCUCCACCUGACUUACCCACUCCUGCAAGAUUGGAUUGCAGUGUAGCCAAGGAGAAUGGACGGAGUCAGCAGCAACAGGACCAUGUCCUACAGCAGAUGGAGUUAUGAUAGUGUACUGGAUGAUGAAGGUAGUAACCUGCGACAACAGAAGCUUGACAAACAGCGAGCCUUACUGGAACAGAAGCAGAAGAAAAAACGCCAGGAACCGUUGAUGGUCCAGUCAAACGUGGACAGCCGAUCUCGGGCUCGGCGGAUGAAGCAGUCGGAGGAGCAGGCCCCGCUAGUCGAGUCCUAUCUGAAUAGUAACAGCAGCACCAUUUAUCAUGCAGUACAAGAGGCCGAACAUGAGGAUGUAAAGGUUGUAACAGAUGUGCAAGUUCCAAAGGCUGCUAAAAAAUCAAAGUCCUCAGCUGCAGGCUCACAAUCUGCCAGCCUCAAGAAGGAAAAAAGGGGUAAACAGAAAGGAAUCGAUGGCCCAGCGGCGUUUCAGGAUGAUGUCCAGGAGGUGGGAAGUCAAGUUCAAAUUCUCACUGUAGGUCAGUCCAGCAACGAAGAUGAGGAUACUGACACAGCAGCCAGUGUGCAGCAGGCCUCAAAGCAGGACCUUAGAGCAACAAUGCAAAAGAAAGGCAUUUCCAGUAGCAUGAAUUUUGAUGAGGAAGAGGAUGAAGAAGAUGAAGUCAGCUCCAGCUCUUCCCAAGUGAAUUGUAAUACCAGGCCAGGCUCCGCUUCCAGUAAAAAAUCCAAUAAGGAAGCUGCCUCUGUCUCAACCCCUCCUGCUGAUUCUCUAGUAAAUGUGGACGACCUCGAGGAGUUUGGGGUGAAACCAGCUCCACAAGGGAUCACCAUUAAGUGCCGAAUCACAAGGGAUAAAAAGGGGAUGGACCGUGGAAUGUAUCCUACCUACUACCUCCACCUGGAAAGGGAUGAUGGCAAGAAGGUCUUCUUAUUGGCAGGAAGAAAGAGGAAGAAGAGCAAGACAUCAAAUUACCUCAUCUCUAUAGACCCCACUGACCUAUCACGUGGUGGAGAGAGCUUUAUUGGCAAACUCAGAUCAAAUCUCAUGGGCACCAAGUUUACAGUGUAUGAUAAUGGAGUGAAUCCAGAAAAAGGAACUUCAAGCUUAGAUGCGUGUAAUUUGCGUCAAGAGCUAGCCGCCAUAUGUUACGAAACAAACGUUCUGGGUUUCAAGGGACCUCGGAAGAUGAGUGUAAUCAUUCCAGGCAUGAAUAUGGAUCAUGAAAGAGUUUCCAUUAGGCCUCGCAAUGAGCAUGAAACCUUGCUGGCACGCUGGCAGAACAAAAACACAGAGAGUGUAAUUGAGCUACACAACAAAACCCCAGUAUGGAAUGAUGACACACAAUCCUAUGUCCUUAAUUUUCAUGGUCGAGUUACACAGGCCUCUGUGAAGAAUUUCCAAAUUAUUCAUGAUAAUGACCCGGAUUAUAUAGUGAUGCAGUUUGGCCGAGUAGCAGAAGAUGUCUUUACCAUGGAUUACAACUACCCAAUGUGUGCACUGCAAGCAUUUGCGAUUGCUCUGUCAAGCUUCGAUAGCAAACUAGCUUGUGAAUAAUGGUGCAAUCAAAGUUCUUUCCUCAGUGCUUCAACGAGAAACUUACUUUCUUUGCUUCUACGUCUUGGUUGCAAAUUACAGUAAGAUAUAAUUCAUCUUUAAUAUCAUACAUUUUUAUGUAAAAAGAUGACUAAAAUUACACCAAGGUCCUAAGUCCAAAUUUGAAUCCCAAUUUAAAUAUUUUAAUGAAACAUGGAGCUGCUUUGCAUUUUUAAUUUUUUUUAAAAGCACACAUAGUUCUGUGCUCAGUCCAUUUUUAUGCACUGACAGUCAUUUUGCAUGAAUCGUUGACAUGGAACAUUGUCUUUAAAAGAAAAAGAAAACUUAUGAGGUGAAAAGGCAGCUAUAAAAUCCAGAGGGUGUUGAGUCAGACCAAAAGAGAAAGAUCAGCAGGUUUUCCUUCCAAGUACUAACCUUUAUGUCAUUUCUGAAAUCUAUUCAGAUUGUUCUUUACAGAUUGGUCAGAAAUGUAUGUCACGUCUGCUGAUUCAAUGCAGUAAUAAUUUUAUUUCAGGUGAUUAAAGAUGUUAAACAUCAGGACUUAUUUUAAGAGUUAAACAGUUUUAAAUUAUUCUAAUUAACUUCUACAUGCCUUUUAAUUUAUUGUCUGCUUUUUUUUAUCUCUUUUGGCUUGAUCUUAUUUAAAUGAUAACGUAAUUGGGAAUGAGGAAUUUCUCUGCUCAUAUUGAGAAUGAGGCAGGAAGAAAGAGAGACUGCAUUUAAUUAUGCCAUUUGUUAUAUGUACAUUCUUAGUGCCGACACUGUUGAAAAUAGAAUUAUCCUGUUCUCUGAUGGGUCAAAAUAAUACUAGAAUAGUAACAAUACAGAAAAUAAAAACAAAUAAAAGAAGUUGAAAAUCAGUUAUACUUAAUGGGACUGGAAUUCUGAAUGAAAAAGAUUGCAAAACUGGUUGAGAUUACACAUUAUAUUUCAUAAGAAGUGAAUUCUUCAAUCAAAUCUGAAAGUAGAUGAAAUUCACAAGUGAUGAUAUGUGUCUGGAUUAAUGUAGAGCCAUAGUGCUGAAUUCUAGUGCUAAAGCACACCGAUUAUUGACACAGAGUAAAUAUAGAUUGUGGAAAACAAAUCACAAAAAGUUUAUAAGGUGGUUGGAGUGGCUGGAUUUCAGGGACACCCAGGCAAAUACAUGAAGGAGACAGAAAUAAGUUAUAAAGUCAUAUAAGUUAUAUGAAUUCAAACUGAUGAAAGUUCAUGAGAAGCAUAGAUCACGUGGCCUGUUUCUCUGCUGAACAACCUACAGAAUUCUAUUAAGGUUGCAUAAAUGCAGAAGCUGGAAAUCUGAAAUAACAACAGAAAAUGCUGGAAACGUUCAGUCGGUCAGGUAGCAUCAAUGAAGAGAAGUGGUUAUUAUUUAGGUUGAAGACCCUUCAACAGAACUAGGAGAAUGUUGAUUUUAAAUUUUCAAGAAGGUGAGUAAGAUAUGGGCCACAGGAAUAUAUACAAUAGGCUGUUGGUGAAGUCAUGAUUAAUUUACCCAUUACCAUGAUAAGCUGCGGUGAAAGGCCAUUGAUGAAGCCAUUAUUAAGCUCUCUUUCCCAGUAACAAAGAGUCCUCAACUUGAAAUAUUAAGUCUGUUGAAAGAUAGGGUUAAUUUCACCUAGAUGAUUUGCCCAUCUUCAUCUGUAAUGACAUCAUUUAGAUAACAGGUGGCAUCGAGACAGUCUAAUUGCUCAUAAUUAUCAAUUUCAUCUUCAAUCACAAUCCUAGCAAAUUGGAAACUCAGACACAUCAUCCUGUCUUUAGAUUUUCUCACUAUAUAAAGAAAACAUCAUUACUACCAUUGGGGAAGUGUAAAGGUUCUUUCAUGAAGCAACUGCUCGUCCCACCUAAUUUGACACUGUAGCAAUGUGGUGUUGGAAAUCUUAUUUAAAAUCAAACAAUAGUACAGUCAGGAUGGUGUACACUUUAAAAAUCUUAACCUUUUGGGUUGGCUUAAGCCAAGUUCUCAAGAGAACUUCCCCAUCCCUUGAGUUUACCAAUCCAUUCCUGACUGGAACCCACUACCCAGGAGUCAAUCCUAGCUCCAAGGUAUUUUUUUUACACUACAUGGGUUAAAAAAUGAAUCUCACCUUUGUUAAAGAGCUACUUAGUGAUGACAUUGAAAACUAAUACCUUAUUUUUACUCACCAUAAAAAAGCCUGCAGUGUAUCAAGAUUAACAUCAAGACCUGGUUUCUUGCAAAAAUGUUGCCAAGAAAACUUGAGAAUUUUAGACAUACCCUUGCGAGAAUCACUCACAAAGGCCACGUUAUCAGCAAAGGUCAAUGUGGUACAAGAGGAAAGCAUCUUGCUUAAGACCCUCUUAAGAUAAGAAUGGGCCCAAACUUGACCUUGCCAUUCUCAAUAAAAGUGUAGGAGUCUGUGUAUGUAUCUGAAAUGAGGUCCACAAAAUCAGCAAAAACUCCCAUCAGGCCCAGAAAUUUAACAAUAAGUCUCUGGCUAACCAAGUCAAAAACUUUAUAUAAAUCUAUAAAUAUGGCAGCUUUCUGUUUUCUCUUGGCCCCCUUCAUUAAAUUAUAUAAAAUAUCAAUAUUCUCAUUACAGCUAGGGUAGCCGUGAUAAAUCCAUUUUGAUGACAAUUUAAGACAACCACAUCCAACUUCCUCUUGGGCGAUAUUUUGGAGAAUAAUCUCAAAAUAAUUGAUGCAAUGGUGUUAGGUUGCCAGUUGUCCACAGAUUAAAAAUUUUCAUUGUUGUCAGACUUCUUAACAAGGACUGCCUGGCUAUGUUUCAUCCAUGUGAAUAUAUUACCCACUUUAAUCCAAGAGGAAAACAUAGUAGCUAACUCGUUGGUGUCUAUUUUGUGGACCUCAGCUAGACUCCAACGGUCUGGGCUAGCCACUUACCUCUUUUAAAACUGUUAUCAGUUCUCGAUGGGUGUUACCUGAACUUUUGAGUAAUUCUAUAUAUUUGAUAACUCUUGUUCAACGAAUUUGUGGAUCUGUUGCCAUGGAAGAUGAUAUUUGUUUUGCUGUGCAAAGCUCUGUCCUUUAAGUAUCUUGAAAAAUUCAAGAAAUUGUCAAAAUUUCACUAUUCUCCAGGUCUGGCACUAGUAAUACGGCAGAAGGAUUUGCUCAGUAUUGUUAUAUCUGAAAUUUGAGACUUCUCUGAUUAGUCCAUUUUAUUGCUGAAUUUGAGGGUCUGCAAAGAAAAUUUGCCGGGGAACAGAGUGUAAUGGUGUGACAUGCAUGCAGGCACCUGGGGGGGUGGAAGAAGUAUGCACCAUUAAAUCAAUUACUGAUCUCUUAAAAGUAUCAAUUUUUUUUACUUGAAUUGAACUCAAACAUUAAAUGAGUUACCAUCAUGUGGUAGUAAUGAGUUGGAUUAAUUUUCAGGGUCUUAAAUGUUUGAGAAUUGGACAUUGGUCAUUCUAGACAGUAAUAUUGUUGGACAAAACUUGUAUACAUAUUAGGUUCUUUUACCUGCAAUAAACAUUAAUUUUAAAUAUAUUAAUAUCUCUGUUAAAAUAUUGGAUCAACAAUUUGGUGCAAACUUUUUGAGUGCACAACAAUAAUGCAUUAUACUUAAUGCUUUGACCACAAAAAUUGUAUGGAGGGCAGCGUUUCACUUGUUACUGAAUGUGUUGGGACAUGGAUAUGGGUAUGGAUAUAAACAUCAGCUGGGCACCUUGAAAAUCUCUGAAAUCACCACUAUAAUAUACAGGUUCAAUUCUAUAAGAAAUAAGGGGAGGGAUGUGAUUAUAAAACAGAACCUCACAAACAAUUCAUCCAUGAAGAGUGGGAGCAUUAUUUAAAUUAUACAGUAAAUGUUUGGCACCUUAUAUGACUCUAAUGUUGAAUAUGUAGAAACCAUUAUCAGAAUGUUAAAAAGAAUUAUCAGAAAAAUGGACAAAUGGAGACAAAAAGGAAGACUACAGAUGCUGGAACCAGGAGCAAAAGUAUAAAUUGCUGGAGGUACUCAGCAGGUCAAGCAGCAUCUGUGGAGCAUUAGGAAAUUAGGACCUGAAAUGCUGACUCUGCAGAAACUGUCUCGCCAGCUCAGUUCCUCCAGCAGUUUUUAUUUGCAAGUGGUAGCGUAGUGGUUAAUGCAAUGCGAUUACAGCUCGGGGUAUCAGAGUUCAAUAUCAGCGCCUUCCCUAUAAGGAGUCUGUACGACCUCCCCGUGGAAUGCGAGGGUUUUCCCCGGGUGCUCCGGUUUCCUCCCACAGCUCAAAGAUGUAGCAGGUAGGUUAGUUGGUCAUUGUAAAUUGUCCCGUGAUUGGAUUAAGGUUGAAUCAGGAUUGUCGGGGUUUGUGUGUCACAAAGGGGCAGAAGGGCCUACUUCGUGCUUUAUCUCUAAAAUAAAUAAAUAGAUGACACAGGAAAAUGUUCAGGCAAGUAUACUCACAGGGGGCUGUGUAGAUAUCAAUUUCAAGUUUAAGCAGAAGUGGUAGAGGCAGGUUCGAUAUUGUCAUUUAAAGUAAAAUUGGAUAGCUAUAUGGACGGGAGGAAUGGAGGGUUAUGGGCUGAGCGCAGGUCAGUCGGACUAGGUGAGAGUAAGCGUUCGGCAUGUUUCCGUGCUGUACUUGUUAUACGGUUAUAGGAAUUGGAGAAUUUCCUCACUAAUAGCCAAUUCAUCUGCUUCUUCAUACUGAGGUAUUCACAGUUUUCUGCGCUGAUUUUAGUCCUUAUAAUAAGGUACCUUUACAGGGAGAAGUUAUAAAGGAGGGAGAAAAUGCUACCACUAGUCAUAGGCCUUCAAUCUGAAAAACAAGCCAGCUCCUCCUAUCAGCAAAGCUGAUUUUAUAUCCAAUUGGCUACGUUGACUGAUUGUUUCCACGGAUUCUGCCCGACCUGCUGAGUUCGUCCAGCGUGUUGUGAGUGUUGCUUUGACCUUAGGUUCCACAUGUUCUAACAUCACAGACCAGCCUUUCAUGUAGGACUGUGUAAAAGUCACAUCUGCUAAAAUCCAUGUGGACAUCAUUUAUCUUGCUGCCUUUGUCAAUCUUGUUGGUGACCAUCUCCGAAAAAACCUCAAAUUCAGGAGACAUGGGUUCCCAUGCACAAAGGCAUGCUGACUAUCCCUGAUUAGUCUUUGCAGUUCCAAAUGCAAAUACACCUAGUCUUUUCAGUCCCUUUCUAUUACUUUCCCACCACUGACAUAAGACUCAUUGGCCUCUGGUUCCCUAUUUAUCUUUGCUACCCUUCUUCAACAAAGGCAUAACAGUAGCCAUCCUCCAAUCUUCCAACAGCAUUUCGUAGUGAUCCCUCUCAGGAAAGAGUUACCAUGUUCCUUUGUUCAUGGUACGAUGUGAGCACUAAAUUAUGAACAAGAAAAGAACUUAAUGGUAUAACUAUAGCUUAGAAGUAUUCCACUUUGCACAUAACAAAUUCAAUUACUUAUGUUGAACCUGAGGUGGUACCCAGCUCUCAAAUGAUUUAACAGAGCACCAAAUUAACACCCCAUUGCUCAUCACAUUAUGUAAAUUUUCUUUUAUAUCAAAUUAAGUAGAUUAUCUCCCCAGUUACUAAUCUUGUAACAUAGUACUAACAGUGCAGAAACAUGAUCUACCCAACAAGUCAAUGCUUUGUUAUAUACGAGCUUACUUCAUCCUACUUAAGAUAGCAAGUCUGACAGUGCAGUGUAACCUUUGUGCUUAAUUCUCUGGAGUGAGACUUGAAUGCACACUUUCUGACUCAAAUAGGCGAGUGUAAUUAUAGGGGCACAGCUAGUGCCUAAUAUUCAUUUUAAUCUUGUCCUUUCUGAUUGUUUGCAGAUUUACUCCUUGUGUUCUUUAUACUGCAACAGGUCAGAAAAGAUUAAAGAUUUAGAAUACUCUCAAAAGGUUUCUGACCCAUUCUGUUUCUAUACUUUUCUCAUUUGCUUGCAGCAACCUCAUUAGUGCAGACUUCACAGGGGGAGAAAAACAAGGAGAAGUUGGUUUUGAAUGUAGCUAAUUUGUUCGUAGAGCAAGAGAGCUCAUUUGCAAAAUGGAAAUAUAUAUUUGGGAGAUGUGAUCUUUAUAAAUAAUUAUGGCCUUGUUAAAGUGCAAGAUUUAGUAUAGAAUGCUGUCAUUUUAGUAGAUUUGCUUAACUCACUCAAAUGAAGUUAAUAUCUUCAUGAUUGUGAUACCUUUUACACAAAUUGAGCACAUCAGCCGCUGACUUUGCUUUGGAAGAUAUUGGUGUUCAACAGUAAAACAGAGCAUGCAUGUUGUUCUGCAUGUGCAGCUUUGCACAGUGAGAUAUGUGCUGCUACCUGCUAACAUGUAUGGAAUAUUUACUGUUUUUUUUCAUGUAAAGAAAUCAUGUACUCAGAUGUUUUAUUUUGUGUUAUAAUUAUGAAAUAAUCAAAUGAUCGAUGUACUCCAAUGAAUUUCAUGAUAUUCCUACGUAUCAUAACCUUGUACAGUGUGCUAAAACUUUAAGGUGAAACGAUGUGCAUAAUUGCACACCUCACUCAAGUGAAGGAUUCCUGCUUUGUCUUGUCAGAGUACGUGGCUUAUGAUUAUUUUAGCUGAGGUCUACAAGACAUGGUCUGAUUGUUAUAUCAUGAAACAUUUUUAUGUAAAACUCAUUAUAAAAACAACUCGUGUUCUGAUUCUGUGAUGUAUGUUUAAAGUUGACUUCACUUUUUAUCGAGUCAGUUGUAAUUUUAUCAUCAUGCUUCUUCCUGCAGUCUGUCUGCACUACCAGGGUACAAUUGCAUAUUUAGUAGGACUAAAGUAUCAAAUUUUAUUUGCCUAAACAACACGUCUAAAGAAGUUGAGUACCAUUUAUUGGGAUCAGUUUUGUUUAUAAGUUAAAGAUAAAUAACAGUGUUCUUUGUCAUGUAAAGAUACUUGUUGAAUGGAGUUUUUAAAUAAAUAAUUUUGAAAAAAUGGUGUUUUA
Messenger RNA from Mobula hypostoma (lesser devil ray), 8555 nucleotides. RefSeq names its product TUB bipartite transcription factor (gene tub). NCBI's taxonomy places the organism in Eukaryota, Metazoa, Chordata, Chondrichthyes, Myliobatiformes, Myliobatidae. The record is from RefSeq and is a predicted model, not a curated record. Gene Ontology annotation, biological process: protein localization to cilium. The coding region runs from base 191 to 1708 and encodes 505 amino acids. The transcript is spliced from 12 exons. Gene Ontology annotation, cellular component: cilium.